Naegleria lovaniensis is the source of this 1413-nucleotide messenger RNA. RefSeq lists its product as uncharacterized. Gene Ontology annotation, biological process: cellular detoxification of cadmium ion; detoxification of copper ion; phytochelatin biosynthetic process. The transcript has 6 exons. The record is from RefSeq and is a predicted model, not a curated record. Gene Ontology annotation, molecular function: glutathione gamma-glutamylcysteinyltransferase activity; metal ion binding. Lineage: Eukaryota; Heterolobosea; Eutetramitea; Acrasida; Naegleriidae. The coding region runs from base 1 to 1413 and encodes 470 amino acids.
AUGAUUGCAUCAGGAGCGAUGGGCUCUGUAUCAUCAUCCAAAUCUUGUGCCUGUGCUGCCAAGAGAAUUUCAUCAUCCUCUUGCUCGGAGCAAAAUGGAUCAACAACUAAGCAAGAAUCAUCGAUCAGUAUCUCCUCCUCGACCUCUCUCAACAAAACCACAACAACUACAACAACAACCAAUACAGGACAAGGUUUUUAUCAGAGAGAGUUACCUGUGGGUUGCAUUGCAUUUGCUUCCUCGGAGGGAAGGAAAAUAUUUGAGGAGAGCAUGAAUGAAGGCAAUUUGCACUCUUUUUAUCCGUUGAUUGAACAAUAUCAUACACAAUCCGAGCCAGCAUACUGUGGAUUGGGAACUUUGGUAAACGUCAUGAAUGCCCUGAAAAUUGAUCCUAAAAGAGUAUGGAAAUUUCCUUGGAGAUGGUUCUCAGAAGACAUUUUCGAUUGUUGUGUUCCUCUUGAAAUUGUGAAAAAAGAAGGAAUUACAUUAAGACAGUUCAGCUGUUUAGCAAAAUGCAACGGAGCUGCCUGUCAAACUUUCAGACCUCAAGAGACUUCCUUAGAUGAUUUUAGAAAUGCUAUUAUUGAAUCUAUUAAAUCUAAUGAUUUAGAAAGCAAGGAAUUAGAUCCCUCAUUCAUUGUUGUUAGCUAUGACAGAGCAACACUAGGUCAAACUGGAAGUGGACACUUUUCUCCAAUCGCUGCCUAUAAUGCUAAGAGAGACAUGGUAUUAAUUUUAGAUGUAGCAAGAUUCAAGUAUCCUCCUCACUGGGUUAAGUUGGAAAAGAUGUGGGAAGCAUUUUACCCAGUUGACAGCGCUACUGGCCUCUCUAGAGGAUUCAUAAUUAUUAAAAGAGACAACAUUCAGAAAGAAGAUCAAACAAUUUGCUAUAGAGUAGUUUUGCGAGAGAAAUGGUCAGAAACACUCUCCAAACUGCUGACGUUUACGAGAGCUAUCACUGAAAAUUAUACACAAAAAGUACAGAGCGAACUCGACAAAUCACCUGUUGAUAUUAGCAAGUUCUGUAAUAGCAUUGUGGAAGUAUUGAGUAGUUCAAUUUAUGAAAUUAUGGAACCAUUGCUCACAAUUGAAAAUAACAUCUCUGAGGAAAUGAAAAAGCUUUGGAAUCAAAAUAUGAACAAUAUAUUUACAGACUUGAGAGAGACACAAAUUUUCAAAGAAAUUUCCAAGUUUGAAAAGGAUAGAACAAAAGCUAUUAUGAUCUCUGUCCUCAUGGUCAGCAUGCCAUCUCAAUUAUUUGAAGAAAUUCAUUUACGAUCAGCCCAUGAGAAAAUUAAGGCUCCACUCGAUUAUGUUUGUAACGCUAAUUGUUGCAAAACAAUUCUUGAAUCCAAUAUUAAUCAAAUCUCAACUCAACUGAGAGCAUUGUUGGAGCUCAGUUUGGAAAAGUAG